CAACGGUCGAAGGCGCGUGCGUUGCGCAGGCCGGGCUGCCGCCGCCGGGGCGCAUGCGCCGAGGCCGGAAGAUGAAGGUGGCGGUGGCCGGCUGCUGCCAUGGCGCGCUUGACAAGAUGUACGAGACGCUCCAUUUGCUGGAGCAGCGCCACGGCCAGGCGGCGCCGGAUCUGCUCCUGUGCGCAGGGGACUUCCAGGCCGUGCGCAACGCGGCGGACCUGCGCUGCAUGGCGGUGCCGGCCAAGUACCGCUGCUUGGGGGGCUUCGCGAGGUAUUAUUCUGGAGAGAAGAAGGCUCCUGUCCUGACCAUCUUUAUUGGGGGCAACCACGAAGCUUCCAAUCACUUGCAAGAGCUACCAUAUGGCGGAUGGGUGGCACCAAACAUCUACUACCUUGGUUACGCUGGAGUGGUAAAGUAUCGUGGGGUGAGAAUUGGCGGACUCUCUGGCAUCUUCAAAUCUCAUGAUUACAAAAAGGGUCACUUUGAGUAUCCACCAUACAACCAACAUACGAUAAGAAGUGUCUACCAUGUAAGAAACAUUGAAGUCUUCAAGCUCAAGCAGCUAAAGCAGCCUAUGGAUGUAUUUAUGUCCCACGACUGGCCCAGAAGUAUAUAUCAUUAUGGAGACAAGAAAUUGCUGCUUAGGAAAAAAGCCUUCUUCCGCCAAGAAGUGGAGAGUAAUACGUUGGGAAGUCCUGCUGCUUCAGAGCUUCUGGAGCACUUGAAACCAACCUAUUGGUUCGCUGCACACCUGCAUGUGAAGUUUGCUGCCUUCAUGCAGCACCAGGCCAAUGGCAGUGGGAAAGAGCCAAAAGCAACAAAAUUUCUGGCCCUGGAUAAAUGCCUGCCCCACAGAGACUUCCUACAGAUUGUAGAGAUUGAGCACGACCCAAGUGCAUCUGACUGCCUGGAAUAUGACCCUGAAUGGAUUGCUGUUCUUAAAGCUACUAACAAUCUUGUUAAUGUGUCUCCAAAUUCCUGGAAUAUGCCUGAAAACAAUGGACUCCAUGCAAAAUGGGACUACAGUGUCACAGAAGAAGACAUCAAGGCGGUUUUGGAAGAGGCGAACCACGACCUUAAGGUUCCACAUAACUUCAGUACCACAGUUCCCUGUUAUAACUCAAACAAAUCCCAGGAGCACAGAGAACCCGUUCAUCAAAUCAAUCCCCAGACGACCGAGUUCUGUGCCCGGUUUGGCCUCUUGGACAUUAAUGGCCGAAUCCAACAACUGAGGGAGGAGCAUGGAGAUGAUGAUGAUGAUGAAGAGGAGGAGGAGGAGGUAGACAGUACUAGAUCAGCAGAGGAGCCCAGUGACUAUAAUACAGACGUUUCUGGCUUGUCCUCUUCUAUCAACCCUGAUGAAAUAAUACUGGAUGAAGACAGCGAUGGUGAAGAAGAGCCAGGCAGCUGCCCAGUGGACUCGUCUGCCAGCCACCCUUCUGACGUCUCAACAACUUUUUCUGACAUCCGGGUCACGCCAGGUUCCAUGGCCGUGUCGCCGAAUGAUACUGUGGAAAGUGAUGAACUGGAGAAAUUGAGUGAGAGAAACCAGCCAGAAGAGGUGAUCCCCAGUGAAACGCCCUUGAAGCGGCUAAGUGACACAAGCGAAGAAGGAAAGGGUGGGCCAAAGAAAAUUAAAAGGCGGAACCAGACUAUCUAUGCUUCCAAAGAUGAAGAUGAGGUGGAAUGAGAGAGACAACCCCUUUGUUGAUUGCUAUACCUGUUCAACUUUUGGUGCGGGUCUUUUUUUUGGGGGGGGGGGAUGGGAUUUUACAAUCCUACACAGUUUUUACACUUUAAUUGCAAUAAGCCCUUUUUUAUAUUAGAGCAAAUAUUUUUAUUGGGGAACAAAUAUUGAUUUGG
This is a messenger RNA of Podarcis muralis (Common wall lizard), 1864 nucleotides long. It is a transcript of the gene DBR1, whose product is annotated as debranching RNA lariats 1. Gene Ontology annotation, cellular component: nucleus. Gene Ontology annotation, molecular function: RNA lariat debranching enzyme activity. Gene Ontology annotation, biological process: mRNA splicing, via spliceosome. The record is from RefSeq and is a predicted model, not a curated record. Lineage: Eukaryota; Metazoa; Chordata; Lepidosauria; Squamata; Lacertidae.